Molecule: messenger RNA, 1005 nt
Organism: Fusarium venenatum
Lineage: Eukaryota; Fungi; Ascomycota; Sordariomycetes; Hypocreales; Nectriaceae
Source: RefSeq, a predicted model, not a curated record
AUGCAGUCCAUCUUCCAAAAAGCAACGGGUAUCGGCCCGCAGGUCGUCAAACCUGAGAACCUGCAAGGCCGCGUCGCCAUCGUAACCGGUGGCGCCUUGGGUAUUGGCUAUGAAGUUAGUCGUGCUCUCGCCCACGCUGGCUGUAAAGUCAUUAUGGUGAACCGCAAAGAACAACAAGGCACAAGAGCUAUCGAAGCUGUCAUGAACGAGAAGCACGGCGCCGACAUUGACUGGAAAGAAUGUGACAUGGGUAACCUGUCUCAGAUUAAAGAAGUCUUUGGAGGUUUCCGCGAAUCUCUUGAUCGACUUGACUUUUUGGUACUCUCAGCCGGUAUCAACACCAAUCAGUUUGGUCUAGACUCUGAUGGAAUUGAGAGGCACUUUGGUGUCAACUUUCUUGGUCAUUUCUAUGUCUGCAAUCAGUUGUGGCCUCUAUUGAGAAAGACGAGCAAGAUGGACAACACGCCACCUCCUAGAGUUGUCUUUGAGGCCAGUGAGAUGCAUCGUCUUGCCCAGCUGUCAAAUGUACAAUUCAGGACAAAGGAAGAGAUCAAUGACCCGGAUCUAGAUCCAACUGCGCGAUACAACCGAACCAAGCUGGCUAUGAUCUUGUUUGCAAAAUACGGCUUGGCUGGCAAGGUCAUUGCCGAGAACAAAGACAAAAUCUAUGCUCUCUCUGUCCAUCCUGGAGCAGUCAACACUGCGAUGCAGCAGCAGUGGAAGGAUGCCUACCCGGGCCUUACAGGAAAGCUUCUUUCCUGGGCCAUGCUGGCUGUUGGUCGUGACGUCGAGCAGGGUUCUUACAGUGCCCUCUGGGCAUUGACUUCGUCUAAGAUUGAGGAGGAGGACUUAAACGGCUACUAUUUUGCUGACCCUGAUAAGGAAGGUCAAGAGACAAGUCAAGCUUCUAACCCUGAGUUGGCUAGUAAUCUUUGGGACCUCAGCACGAGUUUCAUCAAAGAAAAGCUUGGGGAUGAUGCUUUGGUGGAUUGGAAUAGCUCGUAG